Molecule: messenger RNA, 612 nt
Organism: Anopheles funestus (African malaria mosquito)
Lineage: Eukaryota; Metazoa; Arthropoda; Insecta; Diptera; Culicidae
Product: succinate dehydrogenase assembly factor 4, mitochondrial
Exons: 2
Coding region: 132-467 (111 amino acids)
Biological process (GO): mitochondrial respiratory chain complex II assembly
Cellular component (GO): mitochondrion
Source: RefSeq, a predicted model, not a curated record
AGUUCAUUCUGAAUUCUUUCUUUUUUUUCGCUAUUUCAAAACAAAACAUUACAUCUUCCUGCACGAGAUUAAUUGCUCGAGGCGCAGUUCCACAACGCUUAAGCAACAUAAAAUCAUCUCAUCCAGGCAGCAUGACGUCCAAAGUAUUGUUGAAUAAAUUCUCCUCCUCUAUUCGGCACGUAUAUGUCGUCAAUUUUGUUCCCUCACUGUCUUUCUCAACCAACAAACCACCAACGGAUAAUCCGGUCAGUCCGCGGAUGGAAGAGUUCCAGAAGAAACUGCGUGAGAAAACUCCCAUCGGAAAGCUGGAUGAAAUUGUCGGUAAGCAUCCUUAUCAGGAGAAGGAACCGCUAGAACCGUUUCCAAAUAAUACGAACCCGAACACGGGUGAAAUUGGUGGACCUAGGGGACCGGAACCGACCCGAUACGGAGACUGGGAGCGCAAGGGUCGUGUAAGUGAUUUUUGAAAAGUGUGCCCACACUGAAGCACACACUUUGUGGAUAAUUUAUUUUAUCAUAGUGCGUUUGGAUGUUAGCAUUUAGAAGAUAAAUCGUGUUAAAAAGACGUUAGAAUAGAUUUGAAGUUGCAUAUUUCUUGAUACGCCAAGGGCA